UUUAACUUUGCUUAACGAGAAGAUCAUAUAAUCUCCGAGUAUCCUGAAAGCUUGUAUCAAUCUUGAUCGAACAAUUAUCAACUUUACAAUGGCGGAUACCUGUUCUGUAAACACGCAAGCUUCGGCUCCCAUGCCGACGGAUGGGAGAGGCGAUCAACCAGUUGCUGAAGAACAGUCUCUUGAGGAGAAUGUCGACCGUCCCCACAAAAUGGUUUACCACGACCGCGAUUUCCUUCUGUAUUUCAAGGAAAGCCCGUAUUGUAAGACUUUUCACUCGAAUCUUUUCACUGAUCUGACGAUGGGAAUCAUCAAGCGUCAUCCGAACGACCGCGUCUGUAUGACCCGUACCGAAAUCGAACACACGACGAAAAAGGUUAUCGAGCUUCUAACUUACGAAAAUGCCGACGGCUGUGCACGACGAUUGAAUGAGAUGAAGCUUGGUGGUCCAAAUGACGUGAACAUCGUGACAGGAUUGGUUUACGAAAAAGUCGUGGACGACCCGAGACUCGCUUCGAGAUUGGCAAUGAAUCUUUCGUCGAAUUUGUUCUGUAACUUGAUUCGCCAGUGCUCUAUGGAAAUGGAUAUAGAUCGUGGUUUCGAUGAUCUUCGUCGUUCCCUCAUCAACAAUUCUGAUUCCCAAGAGAUGCGUGAAGAAAACCGAAACGCAUUGAAGGAUUUGCAAGCGAAGGAGACGAGCAUGAAGCAGCGCCUCAUUGCCACUGCAGUAUUCGUUAGUGAACUAUACGAACUCGGUGCGCCAGUUAAAGUUAAAACCAUCUUCAUGUGCAUCUACAAACUGGCCAACCUAUGGUCUUCAAAACAUGAAGCUGUGUUCAUGGAAACCCUUAUCCACGUGGUUGGGAAAUGUCUCGCGAAACUAUGCGACCGUGGCAACAACUACCGAGUUCUUGCGCUUCUUCGUGAGCUUGAAACCGUCGCUCAGUCUCCCAGCGUUCCGCAACAUCUUCGAGUGGAGCUCAUGAAUGCAAUGAUGAGGAUCAGUACCAGCAUGCAAUUCGCUUCCGUCCAGCCGGGCAUUCCCCAAUGCCUUCCGGCGAAUACUCUGAAUAUAGGAUGUCCUCUACCAAUUAAUCCACCUCCAGUUCGUCUCGGAGCUUUGCCAACGCCACCGUUUGCUGGUCCUCCGCCUCGAAACUCAAACUUUCGUCCGCCACUGAUUCAGACCCAGCCAAAAUUCUUGUGGUAUCGUCCUCCUAUCCCGUAUGUGAACUCUUUCGUGCCCCCGACCCCACCGAACUACUGCCAAUUGAUUCCGCCACAACUUCGGAUGCGGAAUCCCGGUCCGAACAACGACAAACCGAGGGAUCGCGAAAAAUUUCUGUCGAAGGACUGUAGUUCGGGAGAAGAAGAAUCCAAGUCCGAGGAUAACGAUUCUGGACGCCGAAAUUCAGUCUAGCCAUGGCAAAAACAUGGAACUCACCUCCAGCGAAAUCUUAUGAACAUAUAUUUUUUUCUGCUAACUUUGCUCAGUGAUGCACCCUGUGAUGCCCUCCGAGCGGAGUAGGCUAAUUGAUCUGUAUUAUGAUCGAAACUAGAUUGUAUUCGUCCUGAAGUGUCAGCCAGAAAGUCAGUGAGUUGCGAACCGAUCGUCGUCAACAUAAUCAGACCAGGAAAAAGAUCUCAGGUUUUCCGGUUGUUGAGGAGAGCGGAUGUGAACGCAGUGUUCAAGUGCAUUAGUUUUGUUAGUCUGGAAGUUCUUUCAAGAGCUGUUGCGAAAUCAUCGUGAUCUUGGCAUGUGAUUAGUAUUCUUUCGUGAGAUCUGGACCAGGAAUCAGUUUUGUUUCGUUGACCGGAUUCGAUGCGAUUGUGAUCAUCCUCACGAAAUUUUUGUCUGCGCAGUGAUGUCUCUGAUUGGCGUGCUUUAAUUAGAAAUGGAGGUUGAAUCAGA
This is a messenger RNA of Notodromas monacha, 1909 nucleotides long. The record is from the annotation of a GenBank genome assembly. Lineage: Eukaryota; Metazoa; Arthropoda; Ostracoda; Podocopida; Cyprididae.